This is a messenger RNA of Pleuronectes platessa (European plaice), 585 nucleotides long. RefSeq names its product CTD nuclear envelope phosphatase 1A-like. Gene Ontology annotation, molecular function: protein serine/threonine phosphatase activity. The record is from RefSeq and is a predicted model, not a curated record. The coding region runs from base 1 to 585 and encodes 194 amino acids. Lineage: Eukaryota; Metazoa; Chordata; Actinopteri; Pleuronectiformes; Pleuronectidae. The transcript has a single exon.
AUGCCAAUCUCCAGCCUCAAUGCAGUAAAGAGGAUGAUUCUGGUUCUGGACCUGGACGAAACGCUGAUCCACUCUCACCACGACGGGGUCCUCAGACCCACAGUGAGACCUGGCACGCCGCAAGACUUUAUAUUUAAAGUCAUCAUUGAUGAGCACCCAGUCAGAUUCUUUGUACAUAAAAGGCCACAUGUUGACUUCUUUUUAGAAGUGGUGAGCCAGUGGUAUGAGCUGGUGGUUUUCACAGCCAGUAUGGAGAUCUAUGGCUCAGCAGUGGCAGACAAACUGGACAACAACAGGAGCUUCCUGAAACGCAGAUACUACAGACAGCAUUGUACAUUGGAUCUAGGUAGUUAUAUUAAAGACCUGUCUGUAGUACACAACGAUCCGUCCAGUAUUGUCAUCCUGGACAACUCGCCUGCUGCUUAUCGUAGCCAUCCAGACAAUGCAAUACCCAUCAAGUCCUGGUUCAGCGACCCUAGUGACAGAGCACUUCUUAACUUGCUGCCUAUGCUGGACGCACUAAGGUUCACUGCUGAUGUGCGCUCCAUCCUUAGUCGAAACCUCCACCAGCACCGACUCUGGUGA